Camponotus floridanus (Florida carpenter ant) is the source of this 2415-nucleotide messenger RNA. Its product is annotated as lachesin. NCBI's taxonomy places the organism in Eukaryota, Metazoa, Arthropoda, Insecta, Hymenoptera, Formicidae. The transcript is spliced from 10 exons. Bases 689 to 2017 code for a protein of 442 amino acids. The record is from RefSeq and is a predicted model, not a curated record. Gene Ontology annotation, cellular component: neuron projection.
CACCAGCCAGCACCAUCAGCCAGCACUCAGCAGCAGUAGCCGCGACGUGGUCGAAGGGGCUUUCGGGAUGCCGUCGUGCUAAAGUCCGGUGUGUCGCGGCUGUGUCGUGUCGGGGGUUGGUCGACGUUGCCCUUGAACGCGUCCUUUGUACCGACCAAACGCCAAGCGAACUCGGCUCGGCGAACUUUCGACAGUCGAGUGGGUGCAUCGAGAUCAAGUUCUGUUCCUCGUAUCCACAUAGUUUCGCAGAUUCCUCGAAUGAAGUGAAUGAACGUGUAUUAAGCCGUUUUCAUCAAGUAUCUAUAAAAAAAAAAAAUACGCGGUCAAUGCAAUUGGUGCUAAUAACUCAUUCUGUCCGAAAAACCCGUCGUCAAGUAUAAUUGAAAAAUACCAGAGGGCAAAAUAAACGCACGAGUGCUUCAGCGGCAAUCCAUUCCGACACGGUGGAAACAACGGUGAUUUUCUGCGCGAUUUUGUAAUUCGACGACCGAGGACCGUCGCGAAAGUGCAGUGAGACAAAUGUUUCAUGGACAUCCGGACGCAUCGCGCUGGUAGCACCAUCGACUCAUCGAUAGUUGCGGCUCGGUCGGAGGUGGUGCGAAGAUCAUCGACGAUAUGUCCCGGGAAAUCCACGGACUCUCGUGAAAAAAUCAUCUUUGGAACUUGAAGAGGAGACAUCGAGGGAAAAAUGGCAGACCGACAGAGAAGGAGUCGAUACUUGACCAUCAGUAUACUGCAUAUUAUCACAAUAAUGUGUCAAGCGCUCUCCGAUCCGCCGAUCUUUGCCGAGCCGAUACCAAAUGUCACAGUGGCGCUGGGAAGGGACGUCAGUCUACCCUGCGUCAUCGAAAAUCUCGGAAGUUACAAGGUGGCGUGGAUUCAUGUUGGUCGUCAAAUGCUGCUAACUAUUCACAAACAUGUAGUCGUGAAAGUACCCAGAUUCUCUGUGUCGCAUGACAAUCAGAAAACAUGGUUGCUUCAUAUUAGUAGCGUGCAACAAGACGACCGAGGUUAUUACAUGUGCCAAGUAAAUACCAAUCCAAUGAUAAGUCAAGUGGGCUAUCUUCAGGUCGUUGUGCCACCAAAUAUAUUGGAUUCUCUUUCUACGGAGAGCACUGUGGCAGUUCGGGAACAUCAGAAUAUUACUCUCACGUGCAAGGCCGAUGGAUAUCCACUGCCGAAAUUAAUGUGGAAACGAGAGGAUGGUCAAGUGAUAAGCCUCAACAAACACAACAAAGUGACCAUGUAUGAUGGCGAGCAAUUAAACUUGACGCGGAUCACGCGCAGCGAAAUGGGCGCUUAUCUCUGCAUCGCGACCAACGGCGUGCCGCCCACAGUCAGCAAGAGGAUCACCGUGGAUGUCGAAUUUUCGCCAAUGAUCUUCGUGCCGAAUCAGCUGGUUGGUGCGCCAACCGGCACUAAUGUAACGAUCGACUGUCACACGGAAGCUUAUCCACGUGCCAUGAGCUACUGGUUUCUAGGAGAUGAGAUGAUUCUCUCUAAUGAGAAAUACACCACUAAUAUCAUGGAGAACAGCUAUCGGGCGCACAUGAGACUCACCAUCAGGAACCUGACAGCGAAUGACUUUGGUAGCUACCGGUGCAUUAGCAAAAACUCGCUGGGCGAGACCGAGGGAUCCAUCAGAUUGUACCCUAUCCCGAAACCGUCGGUGGCACCGAAGGCGACCGAGAUCAAGAGUAGCGCCAACAAAGAAGGACGACCGAGCACGCCACCGCCAGCAAAAAAGCUGACCACCGUGUGGCCUUCCUCGCACAACCCCUACUAUCCGAAAAGGACAGAGAGACCACCUCCACCGAGUGAGGAGAGGGUUGAGAGGCCCGAGCAGAAACUACGUGGUGGCGAAAGUACAGGUGAGGCUUGCAUUCUCUCACCAGGCCCUCCCUGCUCUUUCCCGUUUUUUUCUCUAAUUAUCUCGCGACUGCCAUUUCAAGCGCCCCUUUCAUUCGCGUCCUUGCUUCAUUCGACCUCGACCAUUCCUCUGCUUUCGCGGCACUAACCCGGUUUCUGAAAUAUGAUUUGAGCAAUAUCAUGCGCUAUUCUGCACCAUGCACCCCGUGUACGCAGGCCGAAAAUCGCGAAAAUCGUAAAUCGUAUUGUGCAUCUCGGGAUAAGCCAUCGGUAGAACGGCGCACGAAAUUUAUCACUGUCGGGAAUAAACGCGGGAGAGUAAUUGUAAUAUUAAUAAUUUACAUAAGAGUGAAAGGACUGAAAGAAAAUUGUAGCUAUGACGGAGAAAUAUAUCUGUGUCCUUAAAAGUACAGCCAAGAAGAAUGCUAGAAAAAUGGAGAUGUAUAUCUUUUCUUUAAGAUGCAGUUAUUUCAUAUAUGCUCACGUUCGCUAUGUUCAUGGAACUGAAAAAGAGAUGUAUCUCUAUCCGACAGUAUUGACUAUACA